Pyrus x bretschneideri (Chinese white pear) is the source of this 2927-nucleotide messenger RNA. Its product is annotated as pentatricopeptide repeat-containing protein At3g62890-like. Gene Ontology annotation, molecular function: protein binding; RNA binding; zinc ion binding. Lineage: Eukaryota; Viridiplantae; Streptophyta; Magnoliopsida; Rosales; Rosaceae. The transcript has a single exon. The record is from RefSeq and is a predicted model, not a curated record. The coding region runs from base 189 to 2069 and encodes 626 amino acids. Gene Ontology annotation, biological process: RNA modification.
CGCGCAGGCUGGUUGGUUUUGUUACACUCUCUUUUUGGUUCCAAAAAUAUAACGGUCGUCUUCUCCGAAAGUUCGCGCGCAUAGCAAACGAGUUAGCGACUCAGUCCGAACUCACCCUGGCUAUUCUCUACCCGCACAACCACCCCAAGCUCACCAACCUCCUGCUAAGAUGCACCGCCCAGCUAACAAUGCGCCAUCUCUACCAAAUCCAAGCCCAACUCCUUACCAACCCAAUCCCCUCCAUCGACCCAAACAUCAUCGCCGUCAAGCUCAUCGGCGUCUCUGCGGCCCACGCCAACACCCGCCACGCUGCACUCGUAUUUAACCACCCCCUCAAAACGCCGAAUAUUUUCUGCUACAACGCCCUUCUCAAAGCAUUCGCCCAAAACAAUGACUGGCAAAACACGAUAUAUUUUUUCAAUCGGCAAUUGGGUUCGCCGGGUGCCCCGGACCCGGACGAGUACACCUUCACUUCGGUGCUCAAGGCCUGCGCCGGGAUUGCACGAGUGGCGGAGGGCGAGAAAGUUCACUGCUUUGUUUUGAAAUACGGGUGUGAAUCCAAUCUGUUUGUUAGAAAUUCGCUUACUGAUAUGUAUUUCAAGUUGGGUAAUUUUGGGAUUGCCCAGAAGCUGUUUGAUGAUAUGUCUGUGAGAGAUGUUGUUUCCUGGAACACUUUGGUUUCUGGGUAUUGUUCGAGUGGGCAGGUUGAGAAGGCUAGGUGGGUGUUUGAUGGGAUGGAAGAGAAGACUUUGUUUUCUUGGUCGACUAUGAUCAGUGCGUAUGCGAAGGCGGGUGAGUUGGAUGAGGCUCGGCGGCUUUUUGAUGAGAUGCCGGAGAGGAAUGUGGUUUCUUGGAAUGCAAUAAUUGCGGGGUAUGCACAGAAUGAGAAGUAUGCUGAGGCUAUUCAGAUGUUUAGGCAAAUGCAGCAAUGUGGGGUGACGCCAAAUGAUGUUACGCUGAUCAGUGUGCUGUCUGCUUGCGCUCACCUUGGUGCUCUUGACUUGGGGAAGUGGAUUGAUCGGUUUAUAAGGCGGAAUGGGAUGGAAUUAGGUCUGUUUUUGGGGAAUGCAUUGGCGGAUAUGUAUGCGAAGUGCGGCUGGAUAAUUGAGGCUAAACGGGUUUUUAACAAGAUGCAUGAGAGAGAUGUGAUAUCUUGGAGCAUUAUCAUCACUGGAUUGGCCAUGAAUGGCCAUGCUGAUGAAGCUUUCAGGUGUUUUGACAAAAUGAUUGAGUAUGGGGUGAAGCCAAAUGACAUCACUUUUAUGGGAUUAUUGACAGCAUGUACACAUGCUGGCUUGGUCGAUAAGGGGCUUGAGUAUUUUGAUUUGAUGGCCAAAGCAUACGGGAUCCUUCCCAAGGUUGAGCAUUAUGGAUGUGUGGUUGAUCUUCUCAGUCGUGCCGGCCGCCUUAUUGAAGCAGAGGAUAUGAUCAACACAAUGCCGAUGCGGCCUAAUGUUAUAGUCUGGGGAGCAUUGCUAGGUGGUUGCCGGAUUUAUAAAGAUAGUGAGAGAGGGGAACGUGUAGUUCAGCGUAUUCUUGAACUAGAUUCCGAUCAUUCUGGAAGCUAUGUUUAUCUUGCUAAUGUAUAUACGUCAAUGGGUAGGCUAGACGAUGCAGCAAGAUGUAGGCUGCAAAUGCGAGAUAAAGGCGUAUCGAAAACACCUGGAUGCAGCUGGAUAGAGGUGGACAACAUAGUUCAUGAGUUCUUCAUGGGAGACCUGUCGCAUCCUCAGAUGGACAAGAUAUAUUCGAUGAUUAGAGAACUAAGGAGGAAAAUGAAGCUAGCUGGGUACAAACCGAAGACGGAUUUAGUCCUACAUAAUAUCGAUGAAGAAGAGAAAGAGGAUGCAUUAUUAGUUCACAGCGAGAGGCUAGCGAUUGCAUUCGGGCUGAUUAGUACCAGUCCUGGAACCACAAUUCGAAUCGUGAAGAAUUUGCGAGUUUGUCACGAUUGCCACGAUGCAACGAAACUAAUCUCUAAAAUUGUUGGGCGAGAGAUUGUUGUGCGCGAUCGCAGUCGGUUCCACCAUUUCAAAGAUGGGAAGUGUUCUUGCAAUGACUACUGGUAGCAAGUGUUGAGUGGAGAUUGUUAAGCAGGUAACAAGUUCUCUGGAUUAUGGGAUGCAGCAAAAGGAAACAUCAUGUUGACCUCCAACGAACGGGAAAUGAAAUCAUUUGAUUUUCAAUUUCACCUGCGUUUACUAAAAUAUAGAGUUUGAGGGGUCAUAGCAAACCGAUAAUUUCAGAUUGGAUUCGGAAACAUUUCAAUUCCCAUCCAAUAUUUUUUGGAAUUUUUUCAGAUUUCGAAAUUUCGGUUUUGGAUUCAAAACUGAACGGCUUCCAAAACCAUUCAGAUUUUGGUGGAAAUGCACAACCUUACUCAAAAGUGGUCACUAUCUUCAGUCAAACAAUGAAAAGGUUUCCUGUUCCCGUGUCUUUCACCCAACUCAUGUUCCGAGAAACCAAACAACUCGGUGCAACUACCAGUUUCACACAAGGCAUUUCCAUUGAUAACGACACCAAUUACAUAUGGUUUCCGGUGAAAGGAAGAAAAUAACUUUGCUGGAUAAUAAUUGCAAAAUUAAAACGCUAUCAUUCACGACAAUCCAUAUCCAGAGACCCCAGAACGCAAAGACAAACGGUUUUCAUACAUAAAAUCCAUCACAUCCCAAGCAGCAACAACUUUGUUUUCAAACCAAGUUCACCAUAACUUCAAAUAAACUAGCUACUGCCAAACAAAAGAUGAAAACAAUGUCAAUUGCGGUUGAUGCAAACCCCGUCUCCAAAAACCCGGAAAUGAAAACAGCAAGAGCAGACAACUGGGGAGAGAAUCAACUCACCGAAGCAAUUAGAGACCCUGCUCGAUAAGGUAAUCUCCCAGCCUCUCCACAACUAUGUUGCACUGCCCAGGAGUCAAAGGCUCAUCG